Messenger RNA from Elaeis guineensis (African oil palm), 4140 nucleotides. RefSeq names its product DNA-directed RNA polymerase 2B, chloroplastic/mitochondrial. The record is from RefSeq and is a predicted model, not a curated record. Gene Ontology annotation, molecular function: DNA-directed RNA polymerase activity; DNA binding. Gene Ontology annotation, biological process: mitochondrial transcription. Gene Ontology annotation, cellular component: mitochondrial DNA-directed RNA polymerase complex. NCBI's taxonomy places the organism in Eukaryota, Viridiplantae, Streptophyta, Magnoliopsida, Arecales, Arecaceae.
GAGAGAGAGAGAGGGUUUAAGGUCGGCUGGGCGGGGGGCUUUAAAGGCGGCGUCAUCCGUUCUCCUCCUCUCCCCGGCCUCCACCGCCCCUUCUCUCUCUAUUUCUCUUCGUUUUUUUUUUUUUGGUCUCUCUUCCUCUCUCUGAUCACAUGAACUCCUUUAUCCACCUUCUUCUUCAUCGCCGCACUCACCUUUUCUCCCCGUCUCGCCCUCUGAAAUCCAGAUUUUGAUGUGUAGCAACGCCGUCCUAGGCCUCCGAACCCCUAAAUCAGCUCCCUUUCUCCAGUCCAAGAAGUGCCCCAGCGACCUCGACUCCGUUCUGACCCCAAUCCCCAAAGAGAUGUGGAGAAAUCUUGCAACAAAGGCGUCGUCUUCCUCGCGAUAUCUGGGUUUCGCCGGCCGCCCUUCAUCCGUCCCCGCCAUCCCCUCCAUUUCCAGCUUUAUCGGUUCCGCCCAAGAUUCAAUAAGUUGCGAGAGAAGUAGAAUCUUGGACCUCACAGCGCCCUUCAGUCAUCGGUCCUCCAACAUGGGUUUUUGCCACAAUGGAGAUUUGUUGCCCUUCAUCAGGCGCUCCAACUCCUCAAUUUGGCGGAUUUCUGGUCACUUGGGUGAUUCCAGGUUCUUCGCUAGCGUCGCCGAGGCUGUUGCUUCUACAGACGUGGAUGAAGACGCUUCCUCAAUAGAAGAAAUUCAAGGUAUGCUGGAAGAGAUGAGCAAAAUUGAUGCGAGAGAAGGCAGUAAGAUAGGUGGCAAUCUUGAAGAGGUUCGGCCGAAAGUGCCGCUGGAGAAGCCGAGGAUGGUGCCUGGAAUGGGCUCAGGCAAGUACGCUAUUCUCCGGCGAAGGCAGAUAAGGAUAGAAACUGAGGCUUGGGAACAGGCGGCGAAGGAGUACAAGGAGUUAUUGACGGACAUGUGCGAGCAGAAGCUGGCCCCAAACCUGCCAUAUGUGAAAUCUUUGUUCUUGGGUUGGUUCGAGCCCUUGAGGGACCAGAUCGCUGCGGAGCAGGAGAAGUGCGGGGAUCCGGGGAAUAGGCUGUCAUAUGGUCGAUACUUCAAUCAGCUUCCGGCUGACAUGAUGGCAGUGAUUACUAUGCACAAAUUGAUGAGUCUCCUGAUGACGGGCAGUGGAUACGGAGGUAUUCGCGUCGUCCAGGCUGCUUGCCAAAUUGGUGAGGCUAUUGAGCAUGAGGUUAGGAUUCACAGGUUUCUAGAGAAGACGAGGAAAAAGGCGGAUAAGGAUAAAAAGAAUGAAGAUGUGGAAGGUGCUACUUUAGCCAAAGAGCAGGAGUUUCUAAGGAAGAAGGUUACAAACUUGAUGAAAAAGCAGAAGUUGCGCCAAGUAAGGAAGAUAGUGAGGGGACAAGAUGACUCUAAGCCUUGGGGCCAAGAUUUUCAGGCCAAGGUUGGGAGCCGUUUGAUCGAGCUGUUAAUGGAGACGGCUUAUAUACAACCUCCUGUUAGUCAGUCAGCGGAUGGUCCACCUGAUAUUCGACCUGCGUUCAGACACUCACUCAGAACUGUCACAAAGGAACAGCAAAAACAUAGCAGGCGAUAUGGGGUCAUUGAAUGCGAUCCGCUGGUCCGUCAAGGGCUAGAUAGAACUGCAAGACACAUGGUUAUUCCUUACAUGCCAAUGUUGGUACCUCCAGUACAUUGGACAGGGUAUGACAAAGGAGGACACUUGUUUCUACCAUCUUACAUCAUGCGCAUACAUGGAGCAAGACAACAACGUGAAGCAGUUAAAAGGGCUCCAAGGAUGCAAAUGCAAGCCGUUUUUGAGGCCCUGGAUACAUUGGGUACUACAAAAUGGAGGAUUAACAAAAGAGUGCUAAGUGUUGUUGACAGAAUGUGGUCUGGUGGAGGUCGUCUUGCUGACUUGGUUGAUCGUGAUGAUAUUCCUCUGCCAGAGAAGCCUGAUACCGAAGAUGAAGCUACAAUUAGGAAGUGGAAGUGGAAAGUAAAGUCAGUGAAAAAGGAAAAUAGUGAACGACAUUCUCAGCGGUGUGAUGUGGAACUUAAACUUGCUGUGGCUAGAAAAAUGAAAGAUGAGGAGGGAUUCUAUUAUCCACACAACCUAGACUUCAGAGGCCGUGCAUAUCCCAUGCACCCUUAUCUAAAUCAUCUUGGUUCAGAUCUAUGUCGAGGAAUUUUAGAGUUUGCAGAGGGUCGCCCAUUGGGAAAAUCUGGUUUGCGCUGGUUAAAGAUACAUCUAGCAAAUUUAUAUGCUGGUGGUGUUGACAAAUUAUCAUAUGAUGGCCGGGUAGCAUUUACUGAAAAUCACUUGGAUGAAAUAUUUGACUCUGCGGAUAGGCCACUGGAAGGUAGACGGUGGUGGUUAGGUGCUGAAGAUCCCUUUCAGUGCUUGGCAGUUUGCAUCAAUCUCUCUGAGGCACUAAGGAGCUCCUCACCAGAGACUACAAUUUCGCAUAUGCCUGUGCACCAGGAUGGAUCGUGUAAUGGUUUGCAACACUAUGCAGCUUUGGGAAGAGACAAGUUGGGAGCCAUUGCGGUGAACCUGGUUGCUGGAGAUAAGCCUGCAGAUGUUUACUCAGAAAUAGCUGCUCGGGUACUUGAAAUUAUGAGAAGAGAUGCACAGAAAGACCCAGCUAUUGACCCAAAUGCCCUUCGUGCUAGGCUUUUAGUUAAUCAGGUGGACAGAAAGUUGGUGAAGCAGACUGUCAUGACAUCCGUGUAUGGUGUCACUUAUGUUGGGGCCCGUGAGCAAAUAAAAAGAAGAUUAAAGGAAAGGGGGGUUAUUUCAGAUGACACAGAGCUGUUUGGUGCAUCAUGUUAUGCAGCCAAAACUACAUUGACUGCACUUGGGGAGAUGUUUCAAGCUGCACGUAGCAUCAUGGGCUGGCUUGGGGAUUGUGCAAAGAUUAUUGCUUCAGAAAACCAUCCUGUGAGGUGGACUACACCUCUUGGACUUCCAGUAGUCCAACCUUACCGUGCAUUGGGAAGGCAUCUUAUUAAAACUUCUCUUCAAGUUUUGACCUUACAACGGGAAACUGACAAGGUCAUGGUAAAACGGCAGAGAACAGCUUUUCCUCCAAACUUUGUUCACUCCCUUGAUGGUUCCCAUAUGAUGAUGACAGCAGUUGCAUGCAAAAUAGCAGGAUUGAAUUUUGCAGGAGUCCAUGACUCAUACUGGACACAUGCUUGUGAUGUCGAUCAGCUGAACAGGAUUCUUCGGGAAAAGUUUGUGGAACUCUAUGAGACACCCAUACUUGAAGAUUUACUAGAGAGUUUUCAGCAUUCUUUCCCUACGUUACGUUUCCCGCCAUUGCCAGAGCGAGGAGAUUUCAAUCUAAAAGAUGUCCUGGACUCGCCAUACUUCUUCAACUGAUUGGGCAUGUUUUACAUUUCUUUCCAACAGCCUUGCUUCAAGCAGUGGCUCUGUACAAAUGUUCUACAUCUGCUGUCAGAUUGCAUGGUGGCAGAGCUAAUUCUUUUGCUGGUGGGCAUGGCAGCAUCAAAGACAGCUCCCAUGUGCUGCUAAAAUGCCUCACUGCUGAUGUAGCAAUAGCAUUCCAUAUAUUGUCAAAAAUUGCCCUGGAGUGCUGACAGCAGAAUUGGUGCGCUGGGUGCAAUGGGCUUGUAUUCAUGAGACGGGAGGCUUUCAUAGGAUUGCUUGAGGCAUUUCUGAGGUUGAGGUUGACUAGAUGCAGAGAGAUGAUUAGGUUGAUGGUCAAAAAAAAAUUAGUGAUGUCGACCGGCAAGAUGGUCUAAUAAUUCAAUUGAAGCAGCGAGGGUCAUCGACAACAAAGCCGAGCAUGUGUAAAUGAGAGGCCAGUCCAAAGCAGCAAGCAAAGGGUUCAAGCAUCAAACAGACAUUUCUAUCUGCAUACUACGGAUCUUGGCCUAGUAAGGGGUCCCUGUGUUGGCUAUUGCUGAUGAUAUUCUUGCUUGAUUUGUGAUUCAGCUCAGUGUAACUGUGCAGAAUCCCUGCUUGAUACCACAAGCCAUUUUUUUCUACUGCAAUAUAAGAAUGUACCUCGUAGAAGAAUUAAAUUCAAUUGGCGGUGAUGGAAAAUUAUGUAGUGCCUUUUUCCUCUAACAGAGUUUGUUGUAAAAUCUAAUAAGAAACUUUGUCAGUGUUAAUGAGGCUUAUAAUCCCAGUGAUUGAUGAGCUGGCAAAAA